Molecule: messenger RNA, 2388 nt
Organism: Magallana angulata
Lineage: Eukaryota; Metazoa; Mollusca; Bivalvia; Ostreida; Ostreidae
Exons: 4
Coding region: 1369-2388 (339 amino acids)
Source: RefSeq, a predicted model, not a curated record
UAACGCACCAGAUUAAUAUGUGUUUUAGGAUAUGCAGGCUUUUUUAGAGCAAGUGAAUUGUGCAGCAUUAAAAAUUCGGACAUUAAGUUCCAUGAUGAGUAUGUUGAAAUUAAGAUCAGGAGCUCAGACCGAUAUAUACAGGAGAGGUAAUUCUGUUCAUAUAGCGAAAUCCAAUUCGCCUUUUUGUCCUUAUCAGUGUUUGAAAGACUAUCUUUGUCUGGCUGACAUUCGAACUCAUGCGGAUGAAUUUAUUUUUAGAUCCGUUAGGUUUUUCAGAAACAGCAGAUCUUAUAAAUUGUCUCUUGCUGAUAAACCUUUAUCUUAUACAUCUAUGAGAGAGAUUUUUUUAAGAGCGUUAUCAGAAGUCGGUGAAGAACCUAGAAAAUUCGGACUUCAUUCCCUAAGGUCAGGAGGGGCAACGGCAGCUGCUAAUGCGGACAUUCCAGACAGGUUGUUUAAAGCUCAUGGAAGAUGGAGAAGUGAGACUGCGAAGGAUGGUUACGUUAAAGACAAUAUUAAUAUUAUUUUAUCAGUUUCAAAAAAUCUUGGUUUGUUAUGUAUUAAUUUCAUGUAGUAUUAAAUUAUUCAACUUUAGUCAUCACCCGACGUUUGUUUUUCGAAAUGGCUAACUACGUCUAUCCUAUAUUAUGUGUUUGUUUUAUUUUAUUAGAAUAGGAAAUAAUUUAUGUUCGGCUGAGCAAAGCGAAAGAGAACAUAAAUAAAUUUCUUUUAGGUUAAAUGUAAAAAAAAAUAUAAGUGUUGUCUGUUGGGUUCGAGCCUGAGAUGUUUUGGUUGUUGAGCCAUCGUAUGUUCCACACGGCCACUCACGCUGGAUAAUUCUGGGUAUUUAAACGUUUCAGUCGUGUGUGUUAUAUUAUAAGUACUAUAUCAUGUAUCGUAGCGAUUUAUGGGUACUUUGGCUCUAGGGUAUUUAAAUCCAGGAAUCGGUCAGAGUAAUCAUUCGACAUUAGUUAGCCACACGACUGACAAGUUGCUAAGUUUAUCAUUUUAUUAUUACAAAUUGAGUUUUAUUUUCAGAUAAAUAAGCAUUGGGAAUAAAUUUCAGUCUUCAACAGUUGCCAUGGUUUUUGCGGCAUCCAAGAUCCAAUCGAAGGUUAUUCUAUGGAAGUAGACCUGUCCUCCUGAUGACUUAUGUGCAAUUUGUAGUUUAAUAAAUGGCUAACUACGUCUAUCCUAUAUUAUGUGUUUUUUUAUUUUAUUAGAAUAGGAAAUAAUUUAUGUUCGGCUGAGCGAAGCGAAAGAGAACAUAAAUUCAAUUUCUUAAAUUGCACAGAUGCACACAUACCACCUCCUCAGAAAGUUUUGCAGCUUUUUUCAUUGCUUCUCGAUCCAUGUGCGAGUGGUUACAUGAAGAAAAUGGUUGAUCAGUUUGGAAGUCAGAAUAUUCAGGAAUGUGCCUCCCAUCAUGGCCAUGAGUCGGUGUUUUUGAAUUUGGACUCACCAGAACACAGUAAAGAAUUCGACCAAAAUGCUUGUUUGUCAACACCUCUUAUUUCCUUGGAUCAAAUGCCUAUGUCAACCAUGCUUUUUGAAGACAAACCCUAUUCUGACUCGUCUCAAUCCUUCGAGAUGCCUUGUAGUGCCACACCAACACAGACAGUGACACUCAGAUCACCUCGGAAAAAAAUUAAUUUACCAGCCAUGCCUGUUGAAGAUGAACUUUCCUAUGAUCAGCUUCAGCAGUUCAACUUAACCAAUGACUCUCCAAGACCAAUCUCGACUUACCGGUACUUGCCAAGGACCCCCUCAAGAAAAAUGAACAUUUCUUCUAGUCCUGGUCAAUUCACCUCACUAACUGAAUCCCCUCUUCCCACCACUAAUAUGCAAAUAAACAACAUGGUUACUCCGAUGGAGGCACAAAAAAACUACAGCCAACGGAUCAUUUCACCUUCCCCACUAAUUCCCCAAUGGCUACCAAUACCUCAACCUCUUCAAAAUUCAGGAGAUUCCAACCUCAACCCCCAAACAGCAGGAUAUCUCCAAGGAAGAUGUCAUCCAAGAGUACCCUUGAAGUUGAUAUCUCAACAGAAAAAAACAAUUAACAUCACCAUUGACAAGGAGGUAUUGGCUGUGGCUGUCAGGCUAGCCAAAAAAUCGGCCAAACCAGCUUACACCUUGACCAUGAAGUUGAUGCCUGGCCUCUUCACAACUGAGGAGAUGGCUCUGUCAAGAAGUCAAGGCCUUUUAGCCAAAAAAGGGGACUUGAGGCUAGCUCUAGAUAAAGAUAAAGUCUUAGUUUUGAAAGAAUGGUUUGUGAUUCCAUACACGUCAGAUAAGGAAUUAAGUCCACUCCUGACCUCUAGUCAAUUGGAGGAUGAAGAAACAGGAAAGACUGGGGAGGAGAAAGUAUUUAAAGUUGGAGAUUAA